Molecule: messenger RNA, 732 nt
Organism: Naegleria lovaniensis
Lineage: Eukaryota; Heterolobosea; Eutetramitea; Acrasida; Naegleriidae
Exons: 1
Coding region: 1-732 (243 amino acids)
Molecular function (GO): protein binding
Source: RefSeq, a predicted model, not a curated record
AUGAUUCAAACAGACAUUGCUAAAACCUCGGAGCUGUGUAAAUCAGUUGAAGUGGUACUUCUCAGUGGAAAAGCUGAUAUAUUCGGCCAUCUCAAUCAUAUCACUAUUCCUGAAAUUUGGGCAAACAUAUUUUCCUUUCUUAGUUUUGUUGAUUUUCUCAAGGUAGCAAGAGUUUGCAAGUUGUGGAAACAAGCAUCUGAACUUCCUUUUGCCUUGUCUUCCAUGGAUCUCAGCCCAAACAAGAUGAAUUUUAAGUAUUUAUCUCGACUUGAAGUUAUUUCCAAGUAUUUUAAGGAGAAGUUCAAUACUCUGUCUGUUGAUUAUAGUAGCCUGGAUUUCAUUACACAACACCUGAUUAGGCAUCAACGUCCAAAAAGAUUGCUUAAUUUUGACAAGUCCUAUAGCGUGGACUUAAAUAUUAACCCAGAUAUCAGAACCACAACUUUGAAUUUAAUUUUAGGUAGAGGUGGUGUUCUUUCUUGUGAUCUCCAAAUCGCAGAGCCAAAAGAUAACUUUGACCCAAAGUACUUUCAAUCUCUUGAACUAUUUCCAAAUUUAAAAUACUUGUCCCUGUCAUUAGAAUCAUUUGCUUCAACCACAUCCCUCUCCCAACACUUACCAGCAGGACUUGAGUUUCUGGAAGUUGAGGUUAGGGUGAGUAAUUAUGAAGAACACGAAAAGACUCUCCAGACCAUGAACCCAAAUAUUAUAUGUGCUCUUAACGAUAGAUGA